Molecule: messenger RNA, 4449 nt
Organism: Dendronephthya gigantea
Lineage: Eukaryota; Metazoa; Cnidaria; Anthozoa; Malacalcyonacea; Nephtheidae
Exons: 12
Coding region: 244-2577 (777 amino acids)
Molecular function (GO): protein binding
Source: RefSeq, a predicted model, not a curated record
GAUUUCAUAUCUGAAAAUUAUGUGUAAUAUUUAUGUGGGCAAUAAAUUUGGCAUAAAUUUGACGACAUUUUGGUUUCGAAAUAGCAAGAAUUAGAACCAUGAUUCGAGUGAAAUGCAACAUUCGAACGACGAAAAUUGUAUGAAAUAUGAAGUGUUUAAUAAUAUUUCAUGUUACCUGUUUAUCAAAUAGUUGAACAAGGCGCUAUUUAUUUCACGAGGACGUAGUUUGGAUUUUCUAAUCUAAUGGCGAAAUUAUAUAUGUUCUCCCGAAGACGAUUUUACGGCACACUCUCCGCCACAUAUUUGUGUUUAAUUUUCAUGAUAUGCUUGAAAGUUUCUACGGAAUCCAGCGUCGGUAAAAACCGGAAUGAGGGUGAUUUCCAUGUUUCAAUAAAGACGGUCAAUGGAAAAGUUCAUAUAAGCUGGGACACUUCAUCAGUGUGGCAGAAUACUACGGUUUAUUUUUUAAGCAAUCUUUAUGACAAUGUCACAAAUACGCCUUUCGCGGUUAGCAUAGCUGUUUGCAAUGCAUCUAUAUCACAUGACAAAUCCUGGAAAAUUGAACCAACUGGGACAAAUUUAUUAGAGUUUUGCAACAAAAGCAGAAAAUGUGGUCCUGUUGAUGGCAAAACUUCAUUGGUGAAAGCUACAGGAACCCAAGAGUUGUCAUGUGAACUUUUUACAACUUGUGCAAAUUUUGAUGAUGUUUACAGUAUCCGAGUUGUUUCAAUUGGUGGAGGGAAGGAAUAUAGUUUUCAAAGUGGAAACAUGACAAUUCUUUCAGAAAACAUUCUACCGUUCCGUGAAGUUAAAGAAAUUGAUUUCAAUGGCCUUGAUGGUUUCUAUAAAGACGGGAUUUCUGCAAAUGACCCUGUGUUUGUCAAGUACUUCGAAUCGUCUCAACUUUGUGGGUUUGGCGCAAAUCUCACGGAUAACAUCCAGUUUGUUUUCAAACAUUACCGAGUCAAUGAAACAGGCUGUUUCUUUAUGGGUCAGAAAACUGCCUCUUAUACUGGUGUGCAGAACACGCUUUUGACACCAGAUCACUACAGUGGAAUAAAAAUAGGCGACAUCGAGGUCUUCGAUUUCACAGUGAAGUUUUUGAAGAAUAAGAAAACGACAUCGUGGCAGCGCUUUGAAUUCAAAAUUGACACAAACGCGGAAUACAAGAAACAGUGGUGUAACAUUAUUGGUAGCGUUAUACACAUAAAAUGGCGACCUCUAAGGAGUUGUCGUGACGGCGAAGACACCAAGGAACAAGCGAGAUUUUGCUUUUACAAUUUCUCGACCUGUUAUCCCGUUUGCGAGGCGUCGUUUUUUGCGAAUGGAACUUUUCGUGGAGUGCGUACUUACAACAACACUUACAAUGAGAUUCGUGAUGGCUGCAACAAAAGGAGCGGGUGUUCUCUUCAGAACAGAACGAAAGAUGUUAAGUUUAUCACGGUAUCAUGGUCGCCAGAAACUCAGACAGUAUCCUGCACCCUUUUCAGGACAUGUAUGGAUUAUCCGGGCACAUUUUCCAUAAAGAUUUUUUCAAUAAACGAUGAAAGAGACGAGUUUAGGUCCUAUGUAUGUCAUCCGCUUACCCAAAUCGCCGAAUCUAAUACACCAGCAGUUCCACGCGAUGUGCGGAUAAUAGACGUUCAAGCGAGACAAUUCACAGUUACGUGGAAAUCUCCAAAAUGCGAUUUUGAUCAUACAUUACUAGGAUGUAAAGUGAUUAUAGAUUUCGGUGACGUGAUAAUUGAGGUACUUGCAACAGACAAUACAAAGACGGAUGGUGUUGACUACUUCUUCAAUUAUACAAGAUCCUCUCUUCUUCCUAACCAAGAAGUGAAAUUUAAACUUUUUACCUCCUGCAAUGUGUGGAAUAGGGGUAAAUCUACUCCGACACGCGUUUUCAAAGUGCUUACAAAACCUUCAGCUCCAGAUGUUCGACCUCACUCGCUACGGAUAACAGGCACUGGCAGAGACCUGGAGAUUUCAUGGAAAUAUUCAGAAGGCGCAGAUUUAAAUGGUGUUCCCAAUGAGACCAGAAUCGAAGGCAAAGAUGAGAACGGAAUUGUAGUUUUCUGGAAGAGUGUAUAUAGAAACGAAAAAUCUACUCGAAUUCGCGUUAAUAAAACUCAGAGAUGUGCUCAAUACCGAGUGAAAAUAUGCAAUGCUCCCAAAUUGUGCAGCGAAUUUUCAGAUCCCUAUCAGAUGCCAAUCUGUGGAGGUCCUACGGAACCCAACCAACCGCCAAUUGAAGACACAAAUCUGACGUGGAUUUUGAUCGCAUCUUCGCUUGGUUUACUGUUCACUGUUGCUGUCAUACUUGCCAUAACGUACGUGUUAUAUCAGAAAAGAAGGAAGAAAACGCGCUCGGAACUUCCAGAGUUGGAACCAGAAAAUGACAAAACAGGGAAUUAUACUCCGGUCGCGACGGAGAUUUUGACUCAAACUGGUAUGUAUAACACUUUGGAUAAUAUGGACAAAUUCGGUACCUCCCUGGACAAGGAAGAAUGCCUUGAGGAAUUGUCACGUGACACUGAGGUUAGUGGGUUACACUUCAAUGGUGGCGGUACUUCAUGUUAGAGAUUCUCGGGUAUCGAAAGCUGUACGAAAGUUCGCCUUUUGAACAUGGUCUGAGCAGACAAUUAGCAGUCGCUGACACUUGCUUUAACAGCAGGAAUAAACCAAGAGAAACCUGUCUGUUGUGCGUUGGCCGCACAAAAACAUUUAUCAAAUAUUUCUCCUCGUGAUUAAAGGAAUUUUAACAACAGUUACAAGAAUUCCUUUACAUUUUCAUCAACCUUACUAUGUUCGCAGAUAUUUGCAAUCAAAAAGCCCGUUUUGGUCGCCAUUUUGUUAUAUCUUUUGAGCAUAAAACCCAGUGAAAUAGGUAUAACUCCAGGUUUAUAUUGCGGUCUGUGACGAACGCGUAAUAUUGUAACAGUUUUAUAUGUUAGUAUGCGUGCAUCACAGACCGCUAUAUGAAACUGGACAACUUUUGAGUUAUGUAAGAUCAGGGUAAGAUAUUACUUACUGUAAUCUUGACGCGGUGAACUCUAUGAACACUGGAGCGAUAACUGACGUUUAUUGGUCGCCAUGUUUCAAGCUAAUUCGAAGCUAAAUCGAAGACCAGUGCCAGUCUCUAUUUUUGUUUUUGUCGGCGCGAUCGUUGACCGUAAAAACAAAAACAUUAGAAAUGGACUGGCACUGGUCUUUUCAUUUGGCUCUAAAUUGGCUUCCAAGAUGGCGAUGAAGUUAUCGUUCCAGAUCACAUAGAGUACACAGAGCCGACGUCAUGAUACUCGACGAUUGAUUCACGUAACCAAGAUGGCGUACGUGUUUGUCGGCAAAUAUCUCAAAUAAUAGAGGUGAUGAAAAAUUGCAAAAGGUGUUUGUAACUUUGGUCAACGUUCCUUGGGGAAAAGAGUUUUUACUGUCAUUUUCGUUUGAGGGAAUCCUCAGAUUUUGGUAAACAAAAUGAGCUUCAAUUGCUUUCUUUCCAAAGUAAUAAUAUCUCAUUUUGCACGUCCGUUGCUCUAAUGUUUAAAGCAUAAGUUAGGUAUAACGCUCGCGUAACUCUCAAGUAAACUCUCAUCAAAAUUUGAACUAGUUCAAAAUUGAUGAUAGCUUUGUGAGAGUGUGUGAUGGUUAUAUUAAGAAUUUAUAAUGGUAGUGAGUAGAAUUUCAGAUAAGUGUAGUUAGUUUUUGAUGGCAAGCAAGUUGGUUUCGAGAGAAAAUGCGCCAAGGUCGUUUAACAUUCAACAUUUUUUUAUUGACCGGCCGUUUUUACGCUUGGGAAAAUAAUAAAUCGUUGCCAUAGAAAUAGCCCUUAGACGUAUAUAUGCGCUAAGGUUUAGGAUUAUAAGUACACGCUUGUGCACGCUAAAUAGAUUUGUAACUUUGUAUUUAUCCAUAAUGACCUUUACGAUGUCCUUUCAAAGCUUCGAACGCGUUUCAAGUCCCGUUUCAAUGUGGGAAAAACAUUGACGUCACCUUUUAGUGCUGAAUAUGAGGAGCAGUUAAUGAGUUAAGCCAAGAUGGCGAACAAUGAAGCCUCUUUUGUAGGUAUAAAACACGCGUGUUUUUUGCGUGGGCUAGUCACGAAAGAUGAAGCCACGGAAGAAUUUUGUACUUUUUGUAUGAAUCUCACCAGCUUUUAACGCUUUUUUUAAAACAAUUUUCAAGUUAGAAGAUAUUUCAUUAAAAGAAUGUGCAUUCGACCAAAUAUGGAACUUAUUUUGCGACGAUUUUAAGCGCAUCAGUGUCAGAUAAUAACAAAUGUGUUUUUGUUUUCGUCAGGCACGAUGUUUGUUUACAAUGUCGUACAAAAAUUAUUCUGCUGUUCCGUUAAGUGUAUCCAAUAGUUCCUCGUAUAGAAUACAUGCUAUAUUUUAUGCUAUAUUUGUAAAUUGAAUCUAAAGACGAGUUUUAAAUAUUCAUUCAUAAUUUCCCCGC